UACAGGUAGUUAAAGAAAACGAUUGGAACCAAUAUUAGCUUCAUCUAAACUCGAUGUUCAUUUCAUUUUUCAAUAUUCACGAAGAUUGCUUUGAAGAAGGUGUGUGAUAGUUUCUUCAAUGAAACAGCCUCAUGAAAUUUAAAUAAACUUUAAUGGAAUUAAACAAACGUUUUUCAAUGAUGUGUACUUGAAGAAUCAAUGGCCUUCGAGCAACUCUGCGAAUAAUAUCAGGAUAUAGCGGUGCAGCCUGCAAUGUCAAAGAGAACCUGCGGAUAACGAUAUAGUUUACAAUAGUGCAUACAAUAAAUCAGAUUGAUUGAAGAUCCUGUGUGUUCUGUGAUAUAUUAAUAAGUAUAUAGAUAAUGUUUGUCACUGUGAGAUAUGGAGAGGAUGAGAGACGGAUCUUCAACAUCAACUGUCGUAACGAGGUGCUGCUACAUCAGAUAAAGAAACGCUGCAAGUUGGAAAGAGAUGAGGUUAUCGAGCUCUCGGACGAGACUGGGGUAGUGAAGAAUCUACGACAGAAUAUGGACGAGUACGGCGUAGACUUUCUCAAGGAGCGAGAGACCGUCAUUCUGCUUAGGGUCGAAACAACUAUUCUGGAACAGCCACCGGCGUUGCCGACAAGUACUGAGGAGGAUUUUUUGGAACCGCCACCGGACAAGACAGUCUUCAUCCCCAUGUUGGCCGCGUUUUCGGAAAACCAGGACUUCAUAGACGCAUUGAAUCCAAAGGACCGCGGUAGCAGGGAUUCCCUUAUAGACGACGUGGACGGGAAGGGAAGGAAGGGCAAGGCCAAGGAUAAGAAGAAAGAUAAGAAACCCAAGCCCCCACCCCCGGUGAAAAAGUGAGGCCGGUUCGGGGAGGGAGACAAUCGAGAAACGCAAUAUGACAUAAUUUUAGUCCAGUGAUAUAUUUUUAGAUUCUUAUCCACCCACUCCUGUUCGAAAUCCCCGUAGAAAUGGAAUAGUUGAUGAAAAAAUCGCCAGAAGUUGUCGAAAAUCAGGGAAAUGGCACUGAAACUUAAACGCGUUUAACAUGUUGCUUCAUGCUCUUUUCUGACUUCUUUAAAUUCAAAAUCCGGAUAAGAAUCUAAAAAUAUAUUUUCUAUGGCCAUAAGUGAAGGAGGUUCGUUUUCUUCAACUGAUCUCACAUUUGGGAUAUGUUUGUUAUGGACACAAUAAUAAUUCGUGUCUGUGUGCUCUCACUAGUGUAUAAUAGCUUGGGCAUGACAAUAAAUGGAAAACAAUUA
Mya arenaria is the source of this 1252-nucleotide messenger RNA. RefSeq lists its product as uncharacterized. The transcript is spliced from 5 exons. NCBI's taxonomy places the organism in Eukaryota, Metazoa, Mollusca, Bivalvia, Myida, Myidae. The record is from RefSeq and is a predicted model, not a curated record. Bases 363 to 851 code for a protein of 162 amino acids.